Messenger RNA from Colossoma macropomum (tambaqui), 1524 nucleotides. RefSeq names its product methyltransferase like 4 (gene mettl4). The record is from RefSeq and is a predicted model, not a curated record. Gene Ontology annotation, cellular component: RNA N6-methyladenosine methyltransferase complex; nucleus; cytosol. Gene Ontology annotation, molecular function: RNA methyltransferase activity; site-specific DNA-methyltransferase (adenine-specific) activity; nucleic acid binding. The coding region runs from base 111 to 1433 and encodes 440 amino acids. Lineage: Eukaryota; Metazoa; Chordata; Actinopteri; Characiformes; Serrasalmidae. The transcript has 8 exons.
UGCUGUGUUGUGUCAUGGCGCUGCACUACAGCGUACAGCGACAGGCAGUAAACUCCGGGUUGUUCUGUUCAGUUGUAUUGCUUUUCACACUUCACUUCAGUACAGCUUAAAUGGCUGUCUUGUUCGCUAAUGAUCGCGGGUGGCUGCUGGACUCCUGUUCUCUCAUAGACGAAGGUUUAGAGCGCUGUUUUAGUGUAAAGAAGGGCUACUUCAGGUGCCGAUUCAACGAACACUACUAUGAUCUCUCUAAGCCUCAUAUUGUGGACAAAGACAGGACUGAUGUUUCAAACAGCAGUGAUCUAUUAAAUACUGAGACACCUGAGAGAAUCCACCUGAAGGCACGAAAGAAAAGAAAGCGGAAACGGAGUGAUCUCAAUCAGGGGGAGUUGGAUGCUCAAGCCUUCCAUGAAAAGUUCAGGUUGUUGGUUCUGGAGGGAAGUCAGCCUCUUAUUCAGGCUGGACAUCACUGCGGUUACCUGACAGAAGCUUUACAUACAGAGCCAACUAAACAAACACCAGUUCAUGUGUGCCAGCUAGCUGCUCUGUGUGACAUGGCCAAGCAGCUGCUUCCAGUGGAGGAUGCUGAUGCAGUGUCUGUACAGGCUGUAAAGGGACAUGCAGAUUUGGAUUCACACCUUGAUCUGUUCUCACGCCUCACAGAAAACCACGAUAGCUCCGCACGGGAGGUCACGCUAAUGGGAGAGAUUUAUUUUCUGCCUCCCCGCAGCCGCUUCCUGUUGUCUGAUUUCACACGCUUAGAGCCACUGGUCAACAGUGGAGAAAAAUUUGAUCUAAUAGUUCUUGACCCACCAUGGGAAAAUAAGUCUGUGAAAAGAAGCAAUAGGUACGGUUUCCUGCCGUCAUCUCAGCUCAAACAACUUCCUGUCCCAGUGGUGAGUGCAGCAGGAUGUGUGGUGGUUACUUGGGUAACCAACCGUCCUCGACAUCUUCGGUUCGUCAGAGAGGAGCUCUACCCUCACUGGGGAGUGAAGCUGUUAGCAGAGUGGCUGUGGGUCAAGGUAACCCGCACAGGAGAGUUUGUUUUCCCUCUGGACUCGCCACACAAGAAGCCAUAUGAAGUACUGUUACUUGGCAGGUUCUGUGCCAACAGUGACAACACAACUAGGCCUGAAGAGUGUGAGAUCCCAGAUGAGCGGCUCAUAAUUAGCAUUCCCUCAGCACUGCACUCUCAAAAGCCAUCACUGUCAGCUGUGCUGAGGCCCUACAUUAGGCACAAUGCCAGGUGUCUGGAAAUGUUUGCUCGAAGUCUACAGCCUGAUUGGACAAGCUGGGGAAAUGAAGUUAUAAAAUUCCAGCACCACAGCUAUUUCACCACAGAGAGCAUGGAGAGUGCAUGUGAUGCACCUACUGACAGUUCGGAUACAAAUCAGCAAGUGGAUGCUGGGACAGCAGACACAACUGCCCAGCUGUGAAACUGUGAUUCUUUUAAUAAAUAGAAACUGCACUACUGUAUUUUACUUAAUUUAAAAUUUAUCCUUUGUAUUAAACUAAUUUUAUACAAUA